CUUUUUUCAAUUCUUUCUCAUCCCAGCCGCCUACUACAGACCCUGACCUAGUUUUAUUUGCAAGAUUGCCUAAAAAAAAAAACGGUGUCUCCUAGCCUUCAAUGUGUUUUAUUGCUCAAUUACGUUAGUCCGUACUUUCCAAGGCCGGUUGCUUAGUGCCUGUACUUCUAAUUGGUUGCGAAUGUAAAUGGGCGUGGUGUGCGUGCUUACGCGAGAUUGUGUGCGCAAGAGUGAAUACGUCUCUGUUUGGAUCUCAUCUUAAAACAGUCAGAGUUAAGAUCCUAGAACGCCCGUCAGUGUGACUGCACUAGCCAAACGCUUUUGUUUUCUUUAGAGCUGACGUUAUCCACCCACGUUUAGGAGCCUUUGGUAUCGGUGGCCUCCUGGGAACGCUGGAAGACGGAGGACUGGAUGUAAACUGGAGUCUGCUGAGUGACAAGUGGUAAAACUGAGAGACCCACGCACCCAACGGACACAGGCCCAGAGACUCUGAGGAAAAUGAAGUUUCCCUGCCUAUCCUUCCGGCAGCCCUACGCUGGUUUAAUCUUAAAUGGAAUCAAGACUCUUGAGACACGUUGGCGUCCCCUGUUGAGCAGCUAUCAGAAAUGUACUGUUGCCAUCCACAUUGCUCACAGGGAUUGGGAAGAUGAUGCGUGGCAGAAAGUGCUGGUGGAGAGGUUGGGGAUGACCCCAACACAGAUUCAGACCUUACUACAGGCAGGAGAAAAAUACGGCAGAGGGGUAAUAGCUGGACUUGUUGACAUUGGAGAGACUUUGCAGUGUCCAGAAAACUUAGCUGCUGCUGAUGUUGUGGAACUGGAAACUCAAGCAGUGCUAACCAACCUGCACCUGAAGUACCUGACUCCAGUUUCAAACCCCAGUUAAAUCUCAUGCAAUGUAUGAACAGCACCCAGGGGGCCAUGUGACAAGUCCGGGACCAGGCACUGAGUUAACCCCAAUGCACUAAGUCUGUGGUGAAGAGGGAAUCAAAUGGAGAAAACAGUGACCCCUUCUUGCUCUUAUUCUGGGAAACAGUCCCUCAAGCAACAAAAAAAUGACUAUCACCCAACUACUCUUUACCUAGAGAAUCCUAAAUAUUACUCAGGUAGCAUGAAGUUUAAUAUUUAGAUGAUAGUGUUUAUCUUGUAGAAAAUAUUUAUUUCUUCCAUGCAAUUUAUCUUGACCUCAGCUUCCCCCUCCCUGCACUCCUCCCAAUCGCUUCCCCCCCACACACACACAAACCUCACCUCUCUCCCAGAUCUAUUACUCCUCUCUUUCUAUUCAGAAAAGAACAGGCUUCCUAGGUAUAUCAACGAAACACUGCAUAACAUACAAUAAGACUAGGCACCUCCCCUCAUAUCAAGGCUAGAUGAGGCAACCCAGUAGGAGGAAGAAUCCCAAGAGUGGGCAAAAGAGUCAGAGAAAGCCAUUCUCCCACACUUACAAGUGCCACAAACACCCCAAGUUCAACAAUCACAGCAUGCUUGCAUAGUUGCCAAUUCUAUGAGCCCCAUUAACUUGAUUCUGUGGGCCUACUUACUAUUUGGUCUCUGUAUCAAUGACUUGGAAGAUACGUUACAUAGUCCUCUUGUGGGAAACUGAAGCCAGAGCAUUAGAUGGAUGUUAGAAAUUCAUAUUGACAUUGACUGGGGUUGGGGAACCAGGAGAAUGCACGUGUGCCUGCGUAAUACUGUAGCUGCUUCUAAUGGGAAGGAAAGGUGGAUUCAGGGAACAGAAGACAAGGGCACAGGGACAAUACAGACAGAUAGCACAGAAAUUCCAGGCACAAGAUCAUUAUUUUACCUCCAUGGGGUCUGCUUUUAUUUAAUAAGAACUAAAAUUGUUCAUUUCCACAAAAUAAAUGGUGAUUUGUCUCA
Rattus norvegicus (Norway rat) is the source of this 1877-nucleotide messenger RNA. RefSeq names its product endothelium and lymphocyte associated ASCH domain 1 (gene Eola1). Lineage: Eukaryota; Metazoa; Chordata; Mammalia; Rodentia; Muridae. The record is from RefSeq and is a predicted model, not a curated record.